Crotalus tigris (Tiger rattlesnake) is the source of this 4420-nucleotide messenger RNA. RefSeq names its product TAFA chemokine like family member 5 (gene TAFA5). Lineage: Eukaryota; Metazoa; Chordata; Lepidosauria; Squamata; Viperidae. The record is from RefSeq and is a predicted model, not a curated record. The coding region runs from base 1244 to 1726 and encodes 160 amino acids. Gene Ontology annotation, molecular function: G protein-coupled receptor binding; receptor ligand activity. Gene Ontology annotation, biological process: G protein-coupled receptor signaling pathway. The transcript is spliced from 5 exons.
CCGGGCAACAGCCACGUGCCAAGCUCCGAAGCCGCUUGCGGGCUGGAAAGCGCGCGCGCGCCCGCCCUCCGCGCGUCAGCUUGGGUGAGGAGCGCGCGCGAGGCGGGCCGGGGGCGGCGUUAAGGGGGGGGGCGUCGGCCGGAAUCCCCAACGCACCCUCGGCAAAGGGGUGGGAGCUGAGUGCGUUCCGCCGACGGGACUGGCGACCAGAAAGAAAAAAGGAGCCGCCGCUCUGCAGACGGGGAAAGCGCGGGGUUUCUACUGCGGAUCGCUACGGAGCCCAAGACAACGAGCGGCUGAGGACUAGCAGCAGCAGCGGCGGCCAGCCCGUCCGGCCAAGGUGGUCAAGCUGGGUGACGCUGCCCUGUCCGACCCGAGGGGAAACGAAGGCGUCGUCGGGGGCUGCGGAGAGCGAGGCGGCACCAGUGGGCGGGCUUGGCUAACCUCUGCCCUCAAAAGGGGGCGACCUCUGCCGCGCCGGCCAGGCUCCCUCCGGACGAAGCUACGAGUGCUGAGGGACGGGCGUGAGAAGUUUGUCGUCCGUGGAGGAGAAAGCGGCCAACCUUUCCCGGGACCCUCGGCAGCUGGUCCGCGGCUCCGGCUCUCCCUCACCGUCCCCUCGCGCGCUCCGUGGGAUGCCCCUGCCUGCCGUACCCUCCUGGAGUCCUCCCUCCUUCUGCGCCUUCGGGUAGCGACCUUUCCUUCCCUCCCUCGCCCGGGUGGGUGGCCGGGCGGGCAGCCCGCUUGCUGGGGCGCGCGUGGAUGCGCGCGCGGGGGGGGCGCCCCCUCGCUCGGGACUUUGCGGGAGGGUUCGCCACCAGGCACCAGCCGCUCCUCGCCUGGGCUUCUGCUGCCGCGCCCCGUCUGGGAUCUUCCCAAGGAGCGAAAAACAAAACGCCUCUUGGGCACGACGGGCUGCUGGAAGGGUUCAUUGAGGGCAGCCUGCUUGCCUGCCUCCUUUCCGCCGCUCUUAGAAAGGAAAGUUCGAGGUCGUUGCCAAUGAAUCUCUACCUUCGAAGGGGAGGAGGAAAAACUCUGCUCUAGAGGCUGAAACAAAAUGUCUUCUGGCUUGCCUGGGUUGAAGAUACCCCUCUGGACACCCCAGGAUGAUUGCUGACAGCCAAAUUCUGUGGUCCUUCUCUAAGAUGUUUCUAUUUGGGAUUAGGUGUGUCGAAAGGCGAGGGAGACCUGGCUUGUGAAACUUAUCUGCUCCCCCCCCUCUUUUUUUGGCUUUGGGGGACUUAUGGCUUCAAUGGCUCCAUCUCUUAAGCGAAGCAGUAGGAAAGAUGCCAACGUCCUGCCGAGUGCAUCCUCAACUUUCUGGGCAAUCAUGAUCUUAGUUGGGCUUUUAAUUGCCUACUGCAGUCAGUUGGCUGCAGGUACAUGUGAAAUUGUUACUUUGGACAGAGAUAGCAGUCAGCCUCGAAGAACUAUAGCCCGACAAACAGCUCGUUGUGCAUGCAAAAAAGGACAAAUUGCCGGUACUACAAGGGCAAGACCAGCAUGUGUAGAUGCACGCAUUAUUAAAACAAAACAAUGGUGUGAAAUGCUUCCAUGUUUAGAAGGAGAAGGCUGUGAUUUGCUAAUCAAUAGAUCAGGCUGGACCUGUACGCAACCCGGUGGGAGAAUAAAGACAACCACGCAUGACAGUGGUGACAAAAACUCCUCUGAAUAUAAUUGCACUUGGAGGUCUCCUGACAAAUGCAGCAAUGAAGAAAUCUUGUAGGAGUUUUUAGGCUCGGUGUGAGCUACGUUCCCUAAUCAAGUUUCACUGCUGUGGAUCAUCAUCCAUUUUAUAUCAUCAGUUCAACUGUCUAUUUCUCUGUAUUUCAUUGAAGAAAGCAUAAUUCUACAUUAUGAGCUAAAAGUCUGUUCUACCCUAUUAAAGAAAGUUGGACUAAGGAAUCAAGAUCUAAAAGAAAGGCUUGGGUGUUAGCAAUACAACAAUCAUAACCACAGGUCCACGGUUAAUAUUGCAUCUGAGUUAUGUUCCACUGCUGGACUUGAUCUGUGGUUACAAUAAUCUGAAAAGUCAACUAAAAUGAAGAGUACUCAUCCCAAUCAGCCUUAGAAAAGACAGUUUUGUCUACAGAAGGACGCUAAGGUAUAGAAGACAUUUUUUCUUGUGCCCUAGACUGCCUGAAUUGCUUUUAUUUUCUUAUGUUUCAGUAUAUACAAUAGACCAAAGAGCAAAAUCUAUUUUAAAGUGGACACGAUGUUACUGUUAACAAGAUUAUUUAGAUUCAACAGUAUGAAGACCACCCUGUACAAAAUCAGUUCACUCUGUGAUGAAAUGUUACUUUCCAGCAAAAGCCUUUAUGGGACACUGCAGAAGAAGCUGGAGCUACUCUUGAAAAAAAGUACCCUAAAAAUCGCAAGGAAACAUGGAGAGAUUAUGACCAAUCUGAAAGAAGAAAACAGAACUUUUGAUUCAAAACAAGACAAACUGUCUACGCACCAUUUUACUCUGUGCUUAGAUUGACGUAUCGUACAAAAAUCAUUCUAAGUUUAACCAGUUCAACAUGCCUCUUCUAUGGUUCCAUUCUUUGAUCGUUAAAAGUUGGAUAAUACAGUAUUUGCAAAGAGCAUGUUUGGUCAUCUGUGGCCUAUGUCUCACCCGAUACAUUUAGCGCCAGAAAGCAAAUCCAGGGGGACGGGGGGGGAGGUAACACUUGUUUGAAAGAGAUCAUUAAAUGUAUUUUGGAAAGCCUAAAGUUAUAUAUUUAACAGUUUUUAUAUGUUGUAUAUUUGUAGAAAAUCCUAUUUAACAAUUAACGUGGACGGUCAUGACAAAAAGGUUCAGAGUUGAGUUGUUGUUUUUAUUACUUCAGUUGUCUCUGAAGUGACUGAUGUAGUUUGCUUUCUUCCAUUGGGACAUUCUGGAUGUAAAGCAUGACUAGAGAGGAAUCUGUAGAAAAGCAAAGAAUAAUGGUGUUUAUAUUACAUAAAUGCAUUCAACCAUUACACUGUUGAAAGGCUUCCUUUCUUUUUUCUCUUUUUCUUUCUCUUUCUUUUCUUUUCUUUCUUUUCUUUUUGUUUUCUUUCUUUCCUCUUCUUUUUCCUUUUUCCCCUGGGAAGGGAAUGAUAGUCUUUUAAAUGCCAGUAAAACAGUGUAAAAUAGUUGAAUAGUCAUUAUUUUCCAUACUGAGUUGCAUUCUUUCUCUCUCGCUCCCCCACCAUGCCACCCCCCCUUCCUAAUUUAGUGUAAAGGUCAGCUUGCUCCUUAAUCAAGACGGGUUUGUUUUUUUUUACAUCACAUUUUUGAAAACUCCCUUAUUCAACAUUAUGGUAGGAAAAAAGUUAAAGGAAAGUGGUAUUUUAAAAAGGGAAAAAAGGAAAAGCAUUGAUACCUUCAAAUAGAGUAUCUUCUUUGUCUAUAAGUCUGGCUCAUAGUGAUAUGAUUAGGUCAAGAAAUGGGCUUACUUCUUCCCCUCAAAAUAUUUGUCAAUAUUAAACUUAUUCUCAAUGUCCACUGUAGUAUACUACCUAAAUACUCCAAUUAACUUUUAGUAUUAUGCUAGUUCUAUGCUACUAAAGAAAAAUGUAUAGGGAUUGUUCAAACAAUCAUAGAUAAGAGGUAUGGGGGAAAAUAGUUCAUUUAAUCAAGACCUCUCCCAAUUUUCAAUAUUAUUUUAUUGCACAAGUUGAGGAAAUCAUGAGCUAUAGGUGACAGUGUCUAUGAAUAAAACAUAGGUGAGGAUGGUCUUAAUUCAUUGUAAAAGUUCUGAUCAGUGUCCAGGUAGCAGGUAGCAUUUAAAGCCCAGCCACUUGAAAAAUAUUAUGAACUGAGUACACUACAAAUGAUCAAUAUCUGAUUUAAAAUGUCAUGCAAUAAAUGAUGGUAGAUACUUCACCUGUAUAAUAAGAAUUGGAGUGCCAGAUCCUUCACUGUUAUUUUUUCUUUUUCUUUUCCUUUUUUGGAGAGAGUAUAGUAGCCUUAUUUAGUAAAUACUGAACAAAACUUAAAAUGUUUCAAGUUUUUUGUUGCUUUACAGUUUUGUGUUGGUUCAGCUAAAUUAUGAAAAAAAUAAAAGCAUUUUAUAAGUGAGAUUUCUGGUCACUGCUGAUGAAGUGAGGCAAUAAUUCAAAGGAGGGAGGGAAAGGUAAGAAAAGAGUCCUGUGAGGUAAAAGGAAUAAUUUAUUUGGGGAUGAAAGAACUAUUAGGAUUAUUCCUGUAUUGUGCCAAAUAUGAUUAUAAAUAUAAAGUGAUGACCAAUUUUCUACAAUUUAAAAUGUUUAACUACAAUAAGUGAUAAAUUUGUCAGCAAAUAUGUGCAUUUAAGCGACUGCAAUAUUUGGGCCUUGUAAAAGCUAUUUUGAAAGUUAGUAAAAGAGUCUUUGUCUAGCCGAGGGGUAGGCAACCUUGGCUCUUUUAUGACUUGUGGACUUCAGCUCCCAGAAUUCCUGAGCCAGCCAUGCU